UUGAUCACGUUCAGAAGCAAAGAGUGCAUGUUGCGAGAAUGAUUGUUGAGUGGCCUUGGAUGUUGGGGACAUGGACGUGGGUGGACAGGCCACGUUGACCAACUCUGCCAUCAACACAUUGACCAUGAUGGAAGGUGGACGCCGUAAUACCAGCAAAUGCCAUGCAGAUUGCGAAGAAAAUGGCCAUUAUAUGAGAUCUUUAUCUUGGGCCCGCGCCCUUGAACGGAGGUUCAUAAUUAUUUGGGCGAUGUAGCGAUGGGGGACAGAGCGAUGCUCUAGGUUAGGCUAUAAUUCCUCUAGGUAAUUGACAAGGUGGUACAAGUAGGUAGCAUCUGAAAGUGUGCGCCACAGCACAAGCCACAGUUGACUCACGGAACCGAGCUCAGUCAGACAAAGCCUCGCUCUGACACUCACACCCUCACCUUCCAAUCCUACAUCCUCAACCCUAGGGAACGUCACCUGUCCUUCGCGUCACGAUGCCGUCGUACCUGGACAAGCAGCAGAGCGCCUUUGCGGGCUCGCUCGCAUCUGCUGCCUCCAAGAUCUCGAAUCCGACAGUCGCCGCACCUGCCAAAGCCAGCGCAGCGUCUUCGUUGGCACCUCCGUCGCCAUCGCCGUCCGCCGCAUCAGACACCAACACCACACCCAAAGCGAAGUCCAAAUAUGCGCAGGUGUACUCGCAGCCGGAAGCCACGGGGACGGGCACAGAGGUCCGGACGAACAUGGCCUACGCAGUGGAGAAGCUCAAAGACAAGGGCACGACGAUGACCGCGGAAGAGCUCGAGGGGUUCCUGAGCCUGGGACGCUUCUCGGAGCAGCAUAAAGAGGAUCUGAUGGCAGGGCUACGGAAGCAUCCGCGCGUCGAGUGGAAGGCCGACCCGAAAGUGAGCGAGCAGACGUGGAGGACGGGCACGUACACCUACCUGCCCAUCAUACCCGGCGUGAAGGACAAGCAGUCGCUGCUAGCGCAUCUGCAGAAGAAGAGAGAUGCUUCAGGUCUAUCAGUCAGGGAUCUCAAGGACGGUUGGCCAAAGUGCGAUCAGGCGUUGGAAGAAUUGGAAAGGAUACACAAGAUCCUGGUCUUCCGCACCAAGAAGGACAAUCUGCCGCGCGCCAUCUGGCUGGACGAUCCCUCGCUGCACCACCAUGUCAACCCAGAAUUCGUGACAAUGUGGCAUCGCACACCGAUUCCGAGCAUUGACGACAUGCACCGCAAGCUCGUCAGCGUCGGUCAGAAGCCUACCAGCGAAGACCCCCGCUUGGCCGCGGCUGCGUCAGCCAAACCAAAGGUGCAGAAGAAGAGGGCAGGCAAGCGCGUUGGCAAGACCACCAACGUGCACAUGGCGCAUUUGAUGAAGGACUACAACACCGGCAGACUGGGUUGAGGCAGGGCGUUGGUUGGUGGGAGCUGUGCGGAUCAUAAUAGCGUGUUUUGAACUAAUUAGCAUCGGCGUUUACGGGUGCGAUCAUCUUUCUCGGGCCUCAUCAGCCAAGGAAGGCAGGCAGACACGCACGACGGGGUUGAGAUUGGCGACUUGGGUUACACUCCAUGAGGGCGUUGGGGACACUUGCAUCAUCGAUACACACAAUCUGCAUCGCAUACGGUCUUGCGAGACCCGUACAAGAGAACGAGCCGCGGCGACGCGAAACACAAAAAAAACAUCAUUGGACUCAAU
Emericellopsis atlantica is the source of this 1676-nucleotide messenger RNA. RefSeq lists its product as uncharacterized. The transcript has a single exon. Lineage: Eukaryota; Fungi; Ascomycota; Sordariomycetes; Hypocreales; Bionectriaceae. Gene Ontology annotation, biological process: transcription initiation at RNA polymerase II promoter. Gene Ontology annotation, cellular component: transcription factor TFIIE complex. The record is from RefSeq and is a predicted model, not a curated record. The coding region runs from base 477 to 1385 and encodes 302 amino acids.